GAAUUUGCAAGUUUUUGUCGAAUUUAUUGAGAAAAAAUGUCGGAAACCAGCUCCAAGGAGAAUGUUAAGACAGCAAUGACUUACAUUUGUGGCGAAUGCCAUCACGAGAAUGAGAUGCGUCCACGAGAUCCGAUCCGUUGUCGCGAGUGUGGCUAUCGUAUUAUGUACAAGAAGCGCACCAAGCGUCUUGUCGUUUUUGAUGCCCGCUAAACUGUUAACUGGACUACAACAAUUUCCAAGUGAUGGAAACUAUUUUAGAGUUUAGCUUGUAAUUGGAAUAAAUAUAAGAGACUUUUAAUCAGUUGAAAUUCAUGUUGUUUCACAUGUUUCCCCCUGGAAGACAUUGCUAAAAAUAAUAAAUAUGGGCUAUAAGAAA
Messenger RNA from Drosophila grimshawi, 376 nucleotides. RefSeq names its product DNA-directed RNA polymerases I, II, and III subunit RPABC4 (gene Rpb12). Bases 37 to 210 code for a protein of 57 amino acids. Gene Ontology annotation, molecular function: zinc ion binding; DNA-directed RNA polymerase activity; DNA binding. NCBI's taxonomy places the organism in Eukaryota, Metazoa, Arthropoda, Insecta, Diptera, Drosophilidae. Gene Ontology annotation, cellular component: RNA polymerase III complex; RNA polymerase I complex; RNA polymerase II, core complex. Gene Ontology annotation, biological process: DNA-templated transcription. The record is from RefSeq and is a predicted model, not a curated record. The transcript has 3 exons.